Messenger RNA from Phycodurus eques (leafy seadragon), 3134 nucleotides. It is a transcript of the gene arb2a, whose product is annotated as ARB2 cotranscriptional regulator A. NCBI's taxonomy places the organism in Eukaryota, Metazoa, Chordata, Actinopteri, Syngnathiformes, Syngnathidae. The transcript has 11 exons. Gene Ontology annotation, molecular function: siRNA binding. The record is from RefSeq and is a predicted model, not a curated record. Bases 112 to 1383 code for a protein of 423 amino acids. Gene Ontology annotation, cellular component: nucleus. Gene Ontology annotation, biological process: regulatory ncRNA-mediated heterochromatin formation.
GAGAGUACUUCCUGUUUGGAGAGGUUGUCCAGGAAGCAGCAGCAGCGAGUGUCCUGCCUGCCUGUCGCAUGUUCUCGAGACGUGAGACAUCUCUGUGAUUUUUGGGACCUGAUGCUUAGCUCUCAGAUCUGUGCUGCUGAAUCAGCUGUGUGCAUAUUGUUGAUCGCCAUGGCCCAGGUAGCCGGCCAGGAGGAUGGAGAGAAAACCACAGCGCUCAAGGACUUGCUGUCAAGAAUUGAUUUAGAUGAACUCAUGAAGAAAGAUGAACCCCCCUUCACUUUCCCCAAAACCCUGGAGGAGUUUGAAUAUGCCUUCAAUGAGCAUGGCCAGCUCCGACACAUGAAGACGGGAGAACCUUUUAUCUUCAAUGCACGAGAGGAUCUCCACCGCUGGAAUCAGAAGCGUUAUGAAGCUCUCGGAGAGAUCGUCACUCAGUAUGUUUAUGAGCUGCUGGAGAAAAGGUGCAACAUGACUAAAGCAAUCCUACCAGUAGAUGCCACUGUGAAUGAGCCUUCUAGUUUUAUCUACCUAAGCCCCAACGCCUUAUCCAACCCAUCCAAGCUACUGGUGCUGAUCCAGGGCAGUGGUGUGGUGCGAGCAGGUCAGUGGGCCCGCAGACUCAUCAUCAACCAGGACUUGGACUCUGGAACUCAGAUUCCCUUCAUCGCCAAAGCCAUGGAGGAGGGCUAUAGCGUGAUCGUACUUAACCCAAACGAGAACUACCUGGAGGUGGAGAAACCGUCCAAGUCCUCCACUCUGCCAUCUCCAACCGAACCACUGGAAGAACCCGUGGAAAAGAAGGAACGCAAAGAUGACAAGGACGGCAAAAAGAGGAGAGAAUUUUACGAGAAGUACCGCAACCCCCAGAAGGAGACAGAGAGAGAGCGGCUCCUCAUACGGGAAAAUGGUUCCUCUGAGGAGCAUGUGCUGUACGUCUGGGAUCACUUUGUGGCCAAAGCUGCAGCCAAGCAUGUCUUCAUCGUGGCCCACAGCUAUGGAGGGCUGUCCUUUGUUGAGCUGAUGAAUCACAGAGAAACCGAGGUAAGGAACAAAGUGUGUGCAGUGGCUCUGACGGAUUCGGCUCACAGCAUGUGGCUGCAGGAGACCAGUAAAAGCACACAGGACUGGAUGCAGCAGCAUUGUUGUAACUGGGUCUCAAGUCCAGAACCGCUGGACACACCUCUGGACUCCAUGCUGCCGGACUGCCCACGCGUCUCUGCAGGCACAGAACGCCACGAGUUGACCUCCUGGAUGAGUUUUGACUCAAUCUUCAGGUUCUUCGGCGAGGUCGUGGAGGCGAAAAAAGACGUGGAGGCAGAGGAGAUGUUCAACACUGUUACCACGCGCAGCAGCUCCCUCAAAAGCAAACACCUAGAUUUGUAAAACAACAACACCACUGACGUAAUUGGAGCGAUAGUGUAGAGCGGGUGCUUAAGUUUUUUGCUAUGUUUUUUUAGUUUCUCUACCCUCCUUGCUCUGCUCCCCGGGUAUCAUUUCUCCCCUCUGGCUGCACACACAAGCGUGGUUGUUGUUGUUUAUGUAAGAGACAAGAAUUCAGGCCAGUGUGUAUCCAUCUCAGUAACAUUUUGAGUGGCUUCUAAAUAAGCGCAACUGUCGAAGCAAUAUCUGCCGUAGCGUUUGUGGUUCCCGAGGGUGGUAUAGCCUAAACUGGUAUGGGCUAAGUACAGUGCUCGGUGGUACACCUCAUAUCAGCUGCCCUGCAGUUAGAGCUGACACUUUUUCUUUUUCUUUUUGUAGCUCACUAAUUGUUUGUAAAGCACACUCUUAACUGUUCACCAUUUGUUGGUGUUUCAACAAAGGCCAUUGUUUUUAUGAUGUCAUUGUCAAGCUUCUAUGCACAAAACUUUUUAAACUCAUUUACUGAGCUAAAUUUAGAGGCAUGCCGUUUACUUCAUUAUGUAUUUAUGUAUUCCUCUUCCCUUCACGUUUAUAAUAGAUGCCUCCAAUUGAUUACAUGUUACGAUACAAACAAAACAAAACCCAAUAUGUGUGGAGUAACUUGAACGCGGGUCACUGAGCAUAUUCAAAAUCACUUAGUCGGGCAUCAAAAUGGAUUUAAAGGAUAUCUCAUUUAAACAGGAGCCAUAAGUCCGCUCUCAACACUCACAAAGCCUCAAUAGAUGACACAUGUCAGGAAAUCCAAGAUCUCAAUAUUAUUCUAAGCCUGAAUGAUGUUAGGGAAAAUUAUAACAUAUCUAUUUCUCCCCCUCCACUAAAGUCUUUUUCUUGUUCUUAGACGUGGCAAGUCACUGCUCAGUUGCACGUAAUCUUCAGUAUGUGACACAAACAUGAUAAAAAAAAUUUAAGUUUCAUAAACCACUCAAGGCUUAACGCAAAAUGCUUCUAAUGUGUCGCGACAUUAGUCAAAUCUCAAAGCCAAUGCUAAAUCUCAUGAUACCGUAGACACUUUCCCCUUAUUCCCCCCUCACUUCACGUCAUGACUAUUGUUUAACUUUUAGCUGUGAAAUCUGGUUUCUCCCCCAUGCCCAUUCUAUGCGUGUGCGUAUGUGUGUGUGGUUUAAUGCUUUUGAGGAUUAUCUUUGUGCUGUAAUGAGACAACUGUGGCUGAUGGUUUCAAGGCCUAAUUUCCUUUUAAUUUGAUUCCCAUCUCUCCUGUUUCUGCACACACACACAAAAUGAUUUGCUUAUUAUUUGAUUUGAUGAUUUUGGUUUCCAGAUAGCGUUGCUCAUCUUUCUGUUUUUCAGAAAAAAAUAUCUGCCCAUUUUUCCCCCUCUCCAUAAUUGUAAAUUGUUGCCUUGAGGGAACAAACAAGGCUCAGUGCUUCUAAUAACAAGCCAAAGGAAGAUCGAGCUGGAGAUGAAAGAGCAGCCUAAAUCCAAAAGCAGUCUGCAAAGAAAGAAAAGGGGAUUUAUUUUGCCAAUUUCUCCUGAAAGCAUUCUUUUUUUUCUGACCACAUUCUUCUUUGUAUUCAUUCAAUAAAAAAAGAAAAUAUGCGUUAAUUUGGGGGUUUUAUGACAUGCCCAUGUAUUUAAUUCUAUUUUAAUUUCCUUUCUUAACAUUUGAAAUGUUACGCAAGUCCUUUCAAAGAUUCUUUGUAGUGUGAUUCCUUUAAUGAAAGUCACUGUUAAAACAUUUCAAAUGCAAAUAAAGU